CACGCCAACAUGUCUCUCAACGACCGACUGGCCAAGAUCCGCUCCUCACCGCGGCUGCAGAACCAGCAGCAGACCGCCGUGGUUCUCUCCGCCGUCGAGGAUACCCUGCGCGAGCAAAAAAAAGAAUUGAACCCGACAGGAUAUUUCUCCGCAUUACUAGCUCUACUCGUCCAGCAGAUAUCCUCGGACCGUGGCAUAGUCAACAAGGAUGUCGCCUCCGCUGUCGUAUACCUCCUCGACCUCGUCACACCCCACGCUCCCCCGCCUCUUCUUCGCUCCAAAUUCUCCGAGAUCCUCACGAGUCUUGCGCCUGCCUUGACACACCCAGAAGCUGAGGCCCCACUCCUGAGGUCCUCGAUAGGGUGCUUGGAGUCUCUACUAGUCAUACAAGAUGCGCAAGCUUGGGCGCUGCCACAAACACAAAUCAGCCCUCGGCGAGCUGUCGCGGGGCUGCUCACUAUUGCUGUGGACCACCGGCCGAAGGUACGGAAGCGGGCUCAGGAUGCGCUUGCGAAAGUCCUCCAGAACCCCCCCCCGAGUCCGUCGUUAGAUCACCCGGCUGCCGACAUGUGCGCAGAGUCGGCGCUGAAGUCGCUCAAAGACAUUGCCGAUGCCGCGGGGAAAACCAAAAAGCACAAAGCACACAAGGAUGGCCAGCAUGAGCCGGGGCUUAUACACGCGCUUCAGCUGAUCAAGACGAUUGCAACAGCAUCUGGUGGAUGGCCAAGCCGGAAGAUCGAUGCGCUUUGCGAAUUGCUUCUAAACAUAUCCAAGUCGAGCAACGAGUAUCUCACAAUGACAGCUUUCGAGAUAUUUGAGGUCAUAUUUGAGGGCAUGGCCGACGAAGUGUCCUCCGUGAAGCUUCCUCGACUUCUAGAGGUCAUCUCCGAGCUUCAGCCCGCGAAGACAGACUCCCAGUUGCUUCCUCCAUGGAUCGCCGUUCUUUCCCGAGGCUACGACGUCUCUGCACAAGUGCUCCCUGACGAGACUUUCCAAAAGCUUCCUGGCUUGUUUGUUAUGAUAUCCAGUUUCCUUAGCUCUCCCUCUCAUAAUAUUCGUGUUUCUGCGUCCGAGUGUCUUGUGUCUUUCAUGGCAAAUUGUAUACCCGACAGCGUUCUGUUAGAUCCUUCGAUCUUUGACGAGAAGACCCUGGAGAAACUUGCCAAGUGCGCUCAGGAUUUGCUAAGUGUCAAAUUCCAAGCUGCGUGGAUGGAGGUCUUCAACGUCCUAGGCGCCAUGUUUGAUGCUCUGCGAUGGGUUUCUGCGCCGCUACUCUCUGGAAUAGUCAAAUCUAUCGGCGAGUUACGUGGGAACGAGUCAUUUACGGGGAAGAAAGAAGCGGAUGCCGUCUUGUCCAAGGCCAUACGUGCCAUGGGCCCAGAUAAUGUUCUCGACAUUCUACCUCUCAACCUCCCGAAGCCAACUCCUGGAAACCCAGGGCGGGUCUGGCUGUUGCCGAUUCUGAGAGACUCUGUCAGUAAUACUCGACUGGCACAUUUUAGGUCGACCUUGGUGCCGGUCAGCGAGGCGAUGUUCCAGAUUGUCUUGACUCAUGGAGACAAGGAGAAGACCGUCGAGAUAAAGGUUUUCGAGACAGUUGUGCAACAGAUCUGGUCGAUCUUACCUGGCUACUGUGACUUGCCACUUGAUCUUGUAGACGCGUUUGACCAAACUUUUGCGGAGCAAUUAGCGAACCUUCUUUACGGUCAGGCUGAGCUUCGUACCGACUUGUGCCGGGCAUUGCAGAAUCUUGUGGAUACCAACAAAUCCAUCGUGGAGUUAGAAGGCGACGACGACCUCGUGGCACAGUCAAGAAUCUCAAAAGCCGACGCACAAAAGAAUAUUGGACACUUAGCGAGCUUCGCGGGCAAUCUCCUUGCUGUUCUUUUCAAUGUUUACAGCCAAACUCUGCCACAGUAUCGUGGAAUAAUCCUUAGAUGUAUCAACGCUUACUUGAGCAUCAUACCUCAAGAGGAACUUAUGGAAACCUUCAAUCGAGUCGUCACUAACCUGGAGUCAUCCCUUGCCGAGGGAGGCUCGCAGACACAAGCUGAUAAGCAGAAACAAGAGAAGAGUAAAGAUAAGAUGCCUCCGAUGAGCCAUACUCUCAUGGACCUUGUCAUCACGAUUUCUAUCUACCUACCUCGCGACAGCUUCCCUUCCCUUUUUCAAAUAGCAGCGGUAAUUGUCAACAAAAAGGAUGACCCUCAGCUGCAAAAGAAGGCAUAUAAGCUCAUACCCCGCCUAGCGGAAUCUACGCUUGGAAAAGCCGCAUUAGAGGAACGGAAUGCUGAGUUACAACAGCUGCUAAUCAACAGCGCUGAGCAAGCUUCAGCUCCCUCUCGCCGGGAUCGUCUCGGCGCUAUCGCUCAGAUCAUCGAGUUCAUCCCCCGUAACGACCUCCACUUUAUCGCCGCCGUUCUUCCCGAAGUCGUCAUUUCCGCCAAAGAAGUAAACGAAAAAGCCCGCACCGCCGCCUUCGACCUCCUCGUCGCCAUGGGCGAGAAAAUGGAUCUCGGAGGCACAGUCAUCACUUCAAAAGCCCCCAACAUGCCCUCCGACGCGCCGUCUGUUGAGGCCAGCCUGGAAGAAUACUUCACCAUGGUCUCAGCAGGUCUGGCAGGUGACUCAGCGCACAUGAUCUCCGCCGCCAUCACGGCCGUCACGCGCAUCCUCUACGAGUUCCGCACGCGCAUCUCCCAAGAAACCAUGAGCAACCUCCUCGAAGUCAUGGACAUGUUCCUGCAGAACCCGAACCGCGAAAUCGUCCGCUCCGUCCUCGGCUUCGUCAAAGUCGCCGUCAUCUCGCUGCCCGAAGCGCUUGUGCUCCCGCGCCUCAAAGCCCUCGUGCCCAACCUCAUGGUCUGGUCCCACGAGCACAAGGCCCAGUUCAAAGCGAAGGUCAAGCACAUCCUCGAGCGCAUGAUCCGCCGCUUCGGCGUCGACGCCGUCGAGAAGGCCUGCCCGGAGGAGGACAAGAAGCUCAUUAGCAACAUCCGCAAGACACGGGAUCGGCGGAAGCGCAGGAAGGACACUGGCGGCGACGAUGCCGCCGACGAGGACGCCGCCAACAAGCCUCAACGCAAGGGCAAGUUCGAAAGCGAGUUCGACGAGGCGGUCUACGGCUCCGACGACGACGAUAAUGGCAGCGACGUCAGCGACGAGGAGGUCAUGGGCGGCCGCGCCGGCGGCGGGAAGCGGCGCGAGAAGCAGGGCCGCUCGUACAUCAUCGAGGACGACGACGAGCCGUUGGACUUGCUGUCGAAGCGCGCGCUGGGGAACAUCUCGUCGACGAAGCCCGCGAAGGCGCGGGUGGUGCCGGCGACGAAGACGAAGGUGCGCAGGAACGAGGACGGCAAGCUCAUCCUCGGCGGGCCGGACGCAUCGGACGACGAGGGGGACGGCGAUGGCGAUGUCGUGAUGAUGGAGAAGAAUCCCGGGGAUGGCUCGCUCGAGGGCGGGAUCAACGCGUAUGUGGAUGCGAUUCGGGGACGGGACGCGGCGCAGAGGGGUAGAGGUGGGAAGCUGAAGUUUAGUAAUCGGCGGCAGAAGGGGGGUGAGGACGGGGAUGAGAUGGAUAUCGAUGAUGAGGAGAAGACGCAGGUGGCGCAGAAAAUCAAGGAGAAGACCAGGGAGGGGAGUGCACGCGGGCGGGGCGGGUUCAAGACGCAGCGGAGGGGCCUGGGCGUACAGAAAACGAGGGGCGGGAGGGUGGAUAAGGGAGCCAGAGGAGGUGGGAGGGGGAGGGGUGGGUCGGGAAGGUGGAUUGGGCCGAAGGCUUAG
Molecule: messenger RNA, 3783 nt
Organism: Mytilinidion resinicola
Lineage: Eukaryota; Fungi; Ascomycota; Dothideomycetes; Mytilinidiales; Mytilinidiaceae
Product: pre-rRNA processing protein-like protein Rrp12
Exons: 4
Coding region: 10-3783 (1257 amino acids)
Source: RefSeq, a predicted model, not a curated record